Mixia osmundae IAM 14324 is the source of this 905-nucleotide messenger RNA. RefSeq lists its product as uncharacterized. Bases 252 to 755 code for a protein of 167 amino acids. The record is from RefSeq and is a predicted model, not a curated record. The transcript has 5 exons. Lineage: Eukaryota; Fungi; Basidiomycota; Mixiomycetes; Mixiales; Mixiaceae.
CGCAGUAAGACUGCCAUCGCUCGAGGCUAUGUGGUCCUGCAGACGCAAUGAUUUCAAUCCGAUUUCAGCGUCGAGCUAUCCGCGUCGCGAGGGAAAUGUCAGCGCCAGAGGGGUCUCGCGAGAUUCGAUGACGCAUGCUUCGUGGCCAUCGUUCGUCUCAUCCUUUCCUCGAUCUUUUGUCCUCUCAACCUUCAAGUGACUGUUGAUCGACCUAUCGUGUACGCUUUGUGACAGCCUCGAUCUCUGAAAUCAUGGUGUUCUUCACUUCUGCCCUCGCUUUGGUGUCUCUUGCGAGCACGUUCGUCGGUGGCUUGCCUACUACAACGGGCGUGACGACGACCACCAACCAUCUCGCCAAACGAAGCUGGGAUACAGUGCUGACCGUUCAAGAUGGCGGCCAUACACCUUACGUACUCAAAUUUAACAUCGGCAUCGUUUAUCAGGCAGAUAGCGACUACGGCGGCUACCUGCAGGUCACACCGCCCAACGUCGGUCAAGUCCACACUACCGGUUUUGGUACCAGCACGUCUGAUGGUGACUCAUACCAAGCCUUGACAUUCGUCAACCCCGUCUCGCCAACCGAAUACGUUUACAUCGAUGUUCGCGUCUACUACUCGGCAGGCGCGACGACGUCGAAUGUGAUCGGCUGGCAGAUGCUCGGCUCGUGGAUGCACGGCCAUCGUCUUGAUUUCACGAGCAAGGUGGACACCGCGUCGUUCGUUGUUGGUGGCACGAGUAUCGUCUCGCACACCUAGCUAGACAACUAGCUCGCAGCUCAACGAGCGAGGCAACAAGAAGCGUGUGGAUAUACGCGCUACUCCCGUUCUGUCGUUUAGUGAACGAAAGGUCCAAUGCAGCUCAGGACGAUCGCGCAAAUCAUAUUGCAUACUGUCUGACAGUGACAG